AUGGGGCUGGGUGACUACAAUGACGGAGUGCGGUCAUUGGCCGAGACGAUAGACCAAUGUGUGCUGAGAAUCCCACUCACUUUGGCGCGGGGGGAUCUGCGCCUCUUACACACACCCAGUUCAGGUCUGCAUGGCGUUGACGACACUACUAGCACCGCCACCGCCGCCACUUGGCUCACACCUCGUGCAAUGAAUCGGCCACGCAACUCACCGAGCCCAGAGACAAGUAGACCUCAACCCGGUGUUCAGAUGAAACUGCGUGCCCAUACUGUCCCGGUGCAGCUGCAAGCCCACUCGGAGAUGACAAUGCUGCGUAGCGCCGCCUCACCAGCUCGGAUAGCCAAUAACAGCACUUUUUUGGCGCUUCAAAGCACCGUCCGUAAUUGCAUUCCCGUUGUCCUACCCACGAGUAGGGCGCCGUUGGACUUGGUACCGGAGGCCUUCUGCGCUACUACUACUACUACAACGUUGAAAAGCCUUCAAAGGGUCUCCAGUGAUGAGAAUAUGGCUGCUAGUUUUCGAGUUAAAAAGGUCCACCUCAAAAAGGUCACACCGGAACAAAUACGUCGGUGGGAGACUAACUUCAAUUUCCUCCUGAAUGAUUCGGAUGGUCUGGCGCUCUUCGAACAGUUCCUAGAAAGUGAAUUCAGCCAAGAAAAUCUUCAAUUUUGGGAGGCCUGUGAGCAAUAUCGGCGAUUGCCAGCAAAAAUGCUUGCCACGGAAUCUCAGAAAAUCUACCAACUCUACCUUUCUGUUCAGUCGCCUCGUGAAGUAAAUCUUGACUCAAAAACUCGCCUAAAGACAAUCAGCCUCCUGUCCACUCCAACUGCCCAUCUGUUUGAUAGCGCUCAACGCAAGAUUCAGGCCCUAAUGGAAAAGGACUCCUAUCAAAGAUUCCUGCGUGCUCCAAUAUUCCUCAACUUUAAGAAGUCGGUCCUAGCAAACUCAGAGGUUACUUCAAGAUCUGCUCAGAGUGCAUCACCUCGACACCGUCGUAAACCCACCCAUCACGGCGCCACAUCUAUUCACAGUGUACUUCCAAAUAUUCUCAAUGUCAGCGCUCUACCAUUGGGUCGAAGGCCCUUUGAGUGA
Echinococcus granulosus is the source of this 1092-nucleotide messenger RNA. Its product is annotated as Regulator of G-protein signaling 4. NCBI's taxonomy places the organism in Eukaryota, Metazoa, Platyhelminthes, Cestoda, Cyclophyllidea, Taeniidae. The coding region runs from base 1 to 1092 and encodes 363 amino acids. The record is from RefSeq and is a predicted model, not a curated record. The transcript is spliced from 5 exons.